AUGUCUUUCACUCUCUCCCCAACCUCGAUCUCGAACUUCUCACCGACCCCUUCCACACCUUCAAGGUUCCCAUCUCCCGCUCCUGCGCCUUCACCUUCGAGCCCCAGCAGCCAGAAUGGACUGCUCAUACCGACUGAUCGACCUCUCGAGGAGCUAGAAACUAAAUGGCUGAGGAAAUUGGGCAAUCUCAAGGUGGAGAAGGAAGUUAGGUUGCAGGGGUAUGCAUUAUAUUCUUUGAGAAGCUGGUUCUUGUCACGCACUCACUUCUCGCAUACGAUUGUCACUCAGACUGGUAAACCGACAGAGCAGAUAUCAGCAUACCUUCUUGUCCCCGCACCUACUUUAUCGCAGCAGGAAGGUGCAUUUGAAAUCAUCAAUGCGAUUAGAUUCUUAGCGGCGGAAACGCAGUCGACUGCUCGGAGAACCGAAUAUGGCACUUUACUUGUCACUACACCAGCAGCAUUUGGACAAGAAGUUAAUCCUGUUCCCGGUGGUGACUUCCGAGUUGCAAAGCCAUAUAUCACUGUCAAUACCGGUUUGAGAAGAUUAGGAUGUGGUGGAAGAGCUGUAAUAGGGAUGGAAAGUCCAAUUCCCGCACUUCGAAGGAAAUUCCACGAAUUAUAUAGAAUACCUCAACCUGCUCAUUCGACCGUCCCCUUAUCGCGAAAUACCUCACCAACCACAUCUCCCACCAACAAACAAGCUCUUUCGACAUCCCCCUUAUCAGAAUCUCACUCCCAAAAUCACGAUAUUACCUCGGACCCAUUCACCUUCCUUGUCAUCGAGCUGGUAAAGCUGAUCCAAGCGUCACUCGCUUUGUGGGGACUUUACGGCCAUGUGAGGGGGGAUUUGGAGAUUGACGGGUUGUUCUGCGAUGAGACUAAAGCUGGAAUAUUCAGAUGGAGGAGGAUUAUGGGUAUGGAACAUGAAGAGUCUUUGAAGCUUGAGAAAGAGACAUCUGGAGGUUGUAUCGAUCCCAAGACUCUAGCUGCGCUUCUCAGCUCAGUAACGAGCGUGCACUAUGAGCUCGAUGCAUUGGAUGUGGAGAAGCUUCCUAAAGACCCCUUCACCAGUAUCAAACGCUUUUUGAAUACAUGGGCAGCAUACCAGACGUGCACCGCGACAUCACUUGACAUGCCUCACUACCUGACUAUCCACUCGAUCCGAUCUCUGGCCCAGCAUUAUCUUGCUGAUCGUACAAGACAUCCUGGAGAUGCGUUGAAAGUGCAUAAACUCCUCUUUAAUGGUGUAGCUCAGGCCACAAGCUCGAUUUCUGCGAAUCUCAAAGGCGGGACGACCGAAGAUACGCCUAUCCGCAAACGAGAGCACCAUCUACGAUUCAAGGGAGAUGAUGAAAACGAUGGUGAAGGAGUGGGACUGAUCAUCCCGGAGGGGGAUGUCGGACCGGUCGCACCUCCCGAUGUGAUCACUACCGAUCUGGAAGCGUAUAUCAAAGGGAUAUUGAGAUCGAGGGAAAAAGAUUGGGAUAUAAUGGGAGCGAGACGUGUAGCUGAAUUGUGGAACGGGACCGUCGCUGAGGGUUUAGAGAAUGACAAGCCGAAGAGAAAAGGUAGAAUGGGAAGUAUGAAUAGCUCGACUGGAAGCUUGCGAGAUCCUAACAGAGGAGUAUUAAAGAAACGAACUCAAUCAAGAGAUUUCCAUCCAUAUGGUAAUAAUGGUGGGAUCAAAGAAGACGAUGAAGGUGAUAAUAUCAAAGAUGCAAUCAAAGAGAUCUCAGGGAGAGCUGGUCAGGCGAUUAAAGGUGGUUUUGGAUUGGUAUCCCGAAGAGGAACGACUUAUGAUACUUCGGAUUCUGAGACUGGUGGUCCUGGACCAACUACGCUCAAGUCGGCGAUUAUGAGGAAAAGGCAGAGUACGGUGCCCCUCUUGAUUGAACCGGAUCUGGAAGAGGUUGACGAGCAGCUGGAUAGGGGUCAAUCAGCUUCACCAAGCCCGUCGACUUCCACCAGACCAUUAGACCGAUCGUGGAAUACAUCCUCACGACCGUCCUUUCUAACGGCCAAUUCUAGAGCUCAGUCGAAGCGGCCAUCGAUCAUCACCCAAGUCUCAGGGAACGAGAGUGAUAUAUGGUCCAGGACAUCUCUAGCGGCAGGACUCAGUCCAACAGAUGAAAGGUCAGAUAUGGAAUUUUCCAAUCGGAAUUCUCCCGUUGGAGGUCAUUCGCGUACACCCUCUGGACAACUUGCAUCAUACGGUAACACUAGACCUGCAAUAGUCAGGACCCCAUCUGAUAGAGCUUUAGCGUGGAGAAACAGGGGUCGAGCUACAGCGAUGUUGAGGACCGCGAGCGAUGGUGCGGAUGUAUGUAUUGAGGAAACGGGAAUGGAAUGGGAGGUCAUGAAUCCACAUGGAACUGGCAAGAGGGGCGGUGAAGACUUGGGCGAGAAAGUAUUGGAAUUGACUAGGAGACAUUCACUGGAACAGGUGGACUUCUACAAGGAUAUGAGGAGGGUCGAACCUGAGCACCUACAGAUAGACGUGGAGAUGUGCGCUGUCGUACUUGACUUGCGCGAGAGGGAAAGACAAUUGGCCCAAAGGGCAAAAGACGUUAAAUUAUUGGAAGAAAGUGUUUUUCGAACGUUAUCGCAAUUCGUCACCGCACUCAAAUCCCGACGAUCCUAUGUCGAUCAACUUUCUUCAACGUCCAGUGCGAUCAGGACGCAGAUUGAGGCGUUGGAUGUGGACGAUGAGCACGAUCACGAGAAUUCUCCUAGGGAUAGGUUCCAUUAUUACCUGAGUGAAGAGACGCAUCGACCGGAGUUACUAGAUGAUUUGAGUAGGUUGAAAGAGAUGUGGGAGGGGAUAAGGAAAGAGCAGGAAGAGAAAAGGAAGAUUGCAGAGAGUGAUGAUCUGUCGGGAAGACUUGGAGUGGGAAGGAAAGGUAAGGGAAGAUGGUGGAGUUGGUUUUGA
This is a messenger RNA of Kwoniella botswanensis, 2931 nucleotides long. RefSeq lists its product as uncharacterized. Gene Ontology annotation, cellular component: Sin3-type complex. Bases 1 to 2931 code for a protein of 976 amino acids. The transcript is spliced from 15 exons. The record is from RefSeq and is a predicted model, not a curated record. Lineage: Eukaryota; Fungi; Basidiomycota; Tremellomycetes; Tremellales; Cryptococcaceae.